This is a messenger RNA of Symbiodinium natans, 1026 nucleotides long. Lineage: Eukaryota; Dinophyceae; Suessiales; Symbiodiniaceae. The record is from the annotation of a GenBank genome assembly.
AUGGCUCUCUCCGCACCCGCCUUCGUGGUCGCCACCAAGCCGGCACUGCCCACCCUGGAGGCACGCGCCGAUGCCGCCGCAAAGUCCCGCGGGCAGCCAUUUGUGAACGGCUACUCCGAGGACCCCUCUGUGAAGUAUGCCCUUACGUGCAUGGCGGCGACUUUCACUGUCGCCGGCGCCCUUCGUUGGCGCAAGCAGCGAAGGGGCGGCGGAGUUCGACGGGCAGCAGGGGAGGGGCCGUCCACUGCUGUGGUGGCUUCGCCACAGGAGACGUACCAGGAGAUUGUGGACAAGUCGGAGUAUCUGCGGGACCAGGCGUGGCUGAAGACCUUCCACGCGGGAUUCAUGGGUGGUUGCUACGUGGGCAUGGCAGGUCUACUGUCGCUCGUCAUCGGCGGCAACGUCACGCAUGAGUUCAUCAACCAGAAAGCCAUCUUCGCUGCCCUUUUCCCGAUCAACUUGCUCUUGGUCCUCCAGACUGGAGGGCAGCUCUUCACUGGCAACUCAGCAACGAUGGCGAUUGGCGUCUAUGAGGGCAAGUGCAAGGUGAAGGAUCUGGUGCGAAACUGGUGCAUUGCCUAUGUCGCCAACAUCUGCGGCUGCUUGUUGAUUGAUGUCGUUGCCCGAUACACGGGCAUGUUCACGGCAGGGGCAGCUGAUAUGGCCAUUCACACAGUGAUGAAGAAGUGCGGCUCGACUUUUGGCCAGACGGUGGUGAAGGGGAUCAUGUGCAACUGGCUGGUGUGCAUGGCGGUCUGGCUCUGCACGAUGGCCAAGGACCUGUCGGGCAAGAUGGUGGGAGUCUGGUUCCCGAUCUCCAUGUUCAUCGCCAUCGGCUUUGAGCACUCCGUGGCCAACAUGUUCAUCCUGCCGGCCGGGCUUUUCUCGGGCGCACCGCUCACGUUGUGGGAUAUUCUGAUCAAGAACCUCAUCCCUGUGACCAUCGGGAACGCCAUCGCCGGAGCCUUCGUGGUGGGUGCCGGCAUGUCCUACUCCUUCGGCAAGCUCGGCAAGAAAGAUGAGUGA